Prunus mume (Japanese apricot) is the source of this 2064-nucleotide messenger RNA. It is a transcript of the gene GEX3, whose product is annotated as gamete-expressed 3. The record is from RefSeq and is a predicted model, not a curated record. Gene Ontology annotation, cellular component: plasma membrane. Lineage: Eukaryota; Viridiplantae; Streptophyta; Magnoliopsida; Rosales; Rosaceae. Gene Ontology annotation, molecular function: protein binding. Gene Ontology annotation, biological process: pollen tube guidance; embryo development ending in seed dormancy.
AUGGCAGUGCUUCAAUCUAUUGUCUUCUUGUUCCUAAUGGUUUCUUUGGCUUCUACCCAUUCUCAGUCUACGCAAUUCCAGAACUACCCAGCUAAAGAGCCAACAAGAAGAAAUUCUCGUAGACUUUCGAGGCCUCUGAUUGGACAUGAUGGGAAGGUUUAUACUUGCUCUGAGAAAGAUUUGCUUGCAUUUGAAAGUAAUGGGUCCAUUGCUUGGACCAUGCAUUUGAAUUAUACAUGCAAUUCUGAUAUGCCUCCUGUUCAUGGUGGUAGAAGAAAUAUGUAUCUGGUUGCAGAUAACAGGGUGAUUAAGAUCAACUUGUUAAACAAUGGAACUUCUGAACCAGCUGCAGAAGUUUUACUUAGUGCAGAACCAACUAAAGACGGACAAGGUGGGAUUGUUGGGCUGGCAGUUAGCACAAUGAGUUCAUCUGUAUUUGUAAAUAUUAAAAAUCGGGGACUCUUUGCAUACAUGACACGUGGACAGUUGCUCUGGAGUGCUGGACCUGUGAUUGAUCUAUUUGGCUAUCGUCAAGGUUGUAGGAAGAACAGUGCAGAUUGUUUUUUUAAUUCAGUCCCUGUGAUUGAUGAAUGUGAGGCUAGUAUCUAUAUCUCAAAUACUGGAGGAGAAUUGUACUCGUUAUCAAUCCGCCAUCCACAUUUCAAGUGGAUCCAGGAUUUAAGUUCUUACGACAAAGUUUUCACUAUAACUCCUGGAAACAAUGGUAGAUUGUAUGUUACUGUUCCAGUUAAAGCUCUUUUGUUGGCACUAGAUGUUUCUUCAGGAAAUGUUUUGUGGGAGGGAAGUAUUGGGCCAUUAAGUACCGCAGAUUAUGCACCAGUUGUUGAUUCUAAUGGUUGGAUAUCUAUUGGUUCAUUAGAUGGGUUCCUAUACUCAUUUUCACCAACUGGUGUUCUCAAGAAAUUCUCAAGAACAGCUGUAACAGAUUCUGUGAUCCAAGUCAGUCCUACCCUUGACUGCACUGGCUUUGCAAUUUAUAUUUCUCAGACAGAGAUGGAGGGGAAGAUCAGCCGCACAGUAGGCGAAUAUACUUAUGUGUCUGCUAUGAAACCCAAAAGUGUUCUUCUUACCUUGUAUGUUCCAGCAACUGGGUCCAUCUACUGGUCUGAAAGCUAUCCUGGCCAAUUCUCAUCUUUUAUGUCUCAGAGUGAUCUUUGCCAUUUUAUACUAGACGAGAGGAUUCUUCUUGCAUUUGUGGCAGCUUCAAAGACUGGAAACCCACUGGCAUGCCGUUCUACACGUCAGAAGCUGAUGUCUAGCUGCUCCCAAGUAAGGCCGAAGCUUGUCAGCAUCUACACUGGUAAUGAAAGGGCAAUACUCUGGUUCCUGCUUUUUGAAUCUGCAAUCAUGGUAGUACUAGCUGGACUUGUGCGAUUUUGUUGUAUAUUUUGGAGUAAAAAGAAGCUUAAAGGUGAAAACCUUGGAAGUUUUCUUGAAAAGAGACGUUCUCUUCGACUAAAAAAGAAGGCAUUCGAUAGAACCAUUACAGAACUUGAGCAAAAAGCUGCAGUUGAAGCAAUGGCCAAUGAAGAGGUGCUUGAGAAAUUGGGCAAUCUGCUACAAAAAAGGGAAGGCAUAGAGAGAAAACUAUCAACAACUUAUAGCUUGGGCAGAGAUGGAGGCAGCUCAAGGUCAAAAACUCUUCUUCCAUUAUACGACGGAAAAACCAGAAGCUAUUAUCUUCAAGGUGGAAAGAAAGAGAGUAUUGCUGUCUUCCACACAUUAAGUGACACAUCAACUUCGAUAGAAAGCAGCAGUGGAGGAGGAGAGGCUGGCUGGACUUCUUGUGAAGACAAAGGGAAGGCACCAUUGGAAGAAGAAGAGAGCUCAAGUGAUGGUGGGUUCUUUACAAGAGAAUACAAGAAAAGCCCAUCAGAGCCAACUUCAAGCUCAAGAAGAUUGGUGAAUCCAUUGCUUGGGGAAAAAGAAUGGACAGGCAAGAAGUUGCAUUAUGAGGAUGAAGUGGAUUCAGAGCCAAAGAUAAUGAUUGGUAGCAGGAGCUUAUCGUUAAAAAGAAGAAGGGCUUUAUCUUCAACUAAUUAG